This is a messenger RNA of Cetraspora pellucida, 1074 nucleotides long. Lineage: Eukaryota; Fungi; Glomeromycota; Glomeromycetes; Diversisporales; Gigasporaceae. The record is from the annotation of a GenBank genome assembly.
AUGGAUCCUGUUGAGUUUAUUGAAGAAAUUAUUAAAACACCAGAAUCUGAUAAUGAUAAUACUAAAUCAUACAUUAUUUUAAUACGAGUAAAAUAUUCAUAUAAACCCGAAGCUUUAAUUUAUAAAUUUGAUAAUCACUAUAUGAGUUUUGAUAAAAAUUUUCAAAAAAUUAAUGCGAUUAUUAAUGAUAAAUUAAAAGAAUAUUUUGAACCAAAAAAAGAAAAUAUCAAAAAUCUUUAUAAUAAAAACAAGAUGAAUUUAAUUGGAUAUUUUUUAGAUGAUAUUGAAUUUUAUACAUUGGAAAAGAAAACAGAGUUAAAAAAUAUAGAAUUAAAAGAAAUAUCAUUGGAUGAAUUUAUAACAGAAUUUGGAUUGAGAGAAAGCACUCGAACAAAAAUUAGUAAUUUAAUAGUAGAAAAAAAUAAAAAACAUUAUGAAACUGUUGUUUUAAAUGAAACUAAAGGUUAUAAACACGAAUUAGUAGCUUUAGAGAAUAUUAUUACUAAAGCUCUUAAAAGAAUUAAUAGUGAAAAUCCUAAUAUGGUUAUUCGAGUAAAACAAGAGAUUAAAAUAGAAGAACGGCAAGAUCCUUUUGUUUUUGGAUUUGUAGGAGCACAAAAUGUUGGAAAAACUAAUGUUCUUAUUAAAUUCAAAAUGUAUUUAUUAAAUAAUGGAAUUAAGGAAGAAGAAAUUUAUGUGACUAAAAGUUUUAGUGAAAUUAUUAGUAGUAUGAAUACAAAAGUUAGUAAAACUCAUAAUAAUAUUCAAAAAGAAUUGAUCAAAUAUUAUGGAAAGACAUAUCAAGAAAUUGAAAAUAUUCAAGAAGAAAAGAAAAUAAAAUUUAUUUUAUUUGAUAAUACACCAUAUGAUAUUUUAAUAUAUAGUCAAGAAUUGGUUGAUGAGAAUAAUCAAAGAAAAAAAUUUUAUUAUAGAUAUAAUAAUAUUAAUGAAAGUGAUUAUAAUAAUAGUAAAUUUUAUACAUUAAAUAAUUCAUUAAUUAAUAAUGAAAUAAUUGGUAGUUUAAUUAAUAAGUUUAUUGUAGUGAAUAAUAUAAAAUCAGAUGAAAAUGAGUAA